CAUGAGAUUAACCCCGUUUCUCCCAAAGAUGGAGGCUUACAGAAGCUUUUUCCAAUCCAGUUUGUGUUUUUUGUGCCAUUCACUCCUUAUUCCAUUUUCUCUUUCAGCUCGGUGACAGAUGGCGAGUCCCUCUCCCCCGGGGGGAAGCCAGUCUCUGUGAAUGCGGCCGCAUGUCAAUCACCGGCUCUCAUGUGAUGGCUCUUGCCAAUGACGUGCCAGCCAUAUGGGCCUGGCAUCAGAGCUGGUAUGUAACCCACCCAGUCCUGCCUCUGAGGUGCCACAUGCACGGAUCCCCUCCGCGCAUUCAGCGGGCUCAGGAUAGCAGCAGCAGAAGAAGAAGGUGAAGAAGGAGAGAGAGAGAGAGAGAGAGCGAGAGAGAGAGAGAGAGAGAGAGAGAGAGAGAGAGAGAGAGAGAGAGAGAGAGAGAGAGAGAAGAAACAUAGAUCUAGAUCGUCUCCUCCUGCAAAAGCAUCCGCGCAUGCAGGGCGUGUGGAUGUGAUGCCCACCCAGAGAGAGAUGGUGUAAACAAACCUGCUUCACCCCGUCACUGAGCUCCAUCACGGAGGUUGCUUGCACGAUGUUGAGCCGUCUGUUCAGCGAGGUGCUACCGGACGUCCAGAGGCUGGCGGCCGACUGGGCGGAGGACAAUGAGAGCGAGGACUGCAAAGCCAAGGACGACGAGCACGACGACGACGACCUGGACGAGCCGCUGGAAGGCAGCAGCCGAGCAGAGUCCGAGAUGGCCGGCGACGACGACGACGACGAUGACGAUGACGAGGCCGAGGAAGAGGAGUGCGAUGAUGAGAACGGUGGAGACAAACCCAAGAAGCGCGGCCCAAAGAAACGCAAGAUGACGGCGGCGCGCGUGGAGCGCUCCAAGGUGCGCAGAAUGAAGGCGAACGCGAGGGAGCGCACGCGCAUGCACGACUUGAAUUCAGCGCUGGACAACCUGCGCAAAGUGGUGCCAUGUUACUCCAAAACGCAAAAACUGUCCAAGAUUGAGACUCUGAGGCUGGCCAAGAAUUAUAUUUUAGCGCUUGGGGAGAUUUUACGCAACGGGAAACGUCCAGAUGUAGUGACCUACGUGCAGAUGUUGUGCAAAGGCCUGUCCCAGCCCACCACUAAUCUGGUGGCAGGAUGUCUGCAGCUCAACACCAGGAACUUCCUAACUGAGCCAUGCUCAGAGGGUGCCCGCUUCCACAUGCCCACCUCUCCUUUCUCUGUACAUCCCUACUCUUACCGCUGCUCCCGCCUCUCCAGUCCACACUACCAGCCCGGAUCCGGUGCAAUUAAUAUGCGGAGCCAUUCCUAUGGUUCUGGGUACGAGGGUGCGUAUCCCCCGGGUGGGACGUCCCCUGACUAUAACAGCCCGGACUACGAGGGCCAGCACAGCCCACCCGUCUGCCUGAAUGGCGGGAUGUCCGGGAGGCAGCAGGAGUCCUCUGACACGGACAGGAACUAUCAUUACUCUAUGCAUUACACCGGACUGACCACAUCCCGGCCCAGCCACAGCAUCCCGUUCGGGCCUACGGGUGCGCGCAGCGCAGGUGCGCACUCCGAAAACAUUCCACCUUUCCACGAUGUGCAUUUGCACCACGACAGGGCGCCCCCGUAUGAGGACCUUAACGCUUUUUUCCAUAACUGAGCCCUUUCAAUCAGACCUGUAGACCUUAAAGUGACAAUCCCAAAAUGUGUAAUAUUGUUUGUGGAACAAGAGAAGCUUCUGGAAGGAGGAGGCAGACAAAGUCCCCUGAUUUCCUUCUGUAUUCUACUGAUGUCAUCCCUAUACUGUGUUACAUCCUAUCAAAGUGUGUGCACUGCAGCAAUCUCCUGUAUGCAGAAUGAGUGCAACUGGCAUAAACCAUGUACAGGCCAAACAUGUUAUGACACAAACAGCAGAAAUAAAGUGUUUUAUAAUUGUGUGA
This is a messenger RNA of Labrus bergylta (ballan wrasse), 1925 nucleotides long. Its product is annotated as neurogenic differentiation factor 2. The record is from RefSeq and is a predicted model, not a curated record. Gene Ontology annotation, molecular function: DNA-binding transcription factor activity, RNA polymerase II-specific; E-box binding; protein dimerization activity. Gene Ontology annotation, cellular component: nucleus. NCBI's taxonomy places the organism in Eukaryota, Metazoa, Chordata, Actinopteri, Labriformes, Labridae. Gene Ontology annotation, biological process: axon development; sensory organ development; positive regulation of transcription by RNA polymerase II.